UGGUGCCUUAGCUGUGUUUGUCGUUAACGAAACACUUUAUCAAAACUACUUCGGCCGACACUCUCUCUGCAUAUAUCACCCUGUGUUAUACGCCCGCGUGGAAGUAGAAGGCUAAGAAGAAGAACGCAGGAUAAUGGCCGUUAAAAUAACCUGGCUCAUCUGGAUCACCAUUCUUGUGUCCUGUGAGCUUUACGUUGAAGCCGAUAUAACAUAUAUCUCGGCUCGCAUUCCCCUUCAGGGUCAACGUUGGCCACCAGGAUCACCAUGGCCUCUACCGUUACAGUGGAGACACAGCCCCCUACUUCUUACAAUAAACCCUUCCAACUUUCCCAUGGUAACGGACUUGGAGAGCUGUGACGUCAUCGACAAAGCGUUGCAUCGAUACCGAGGCUUGUUGUUCCAGAAUCCCAAUGUCACCGAGGACAAGAACCUGCCAGUUUUACCUAAACUUCGUGUUCAUAUUUCAAGUCGAGUUUGUGGACUUUAUCCCAAACAAGACACAGACGAGCAGUAUGAACUGGAUAUUCACAGCGAAAAUGGCGUGACGGUAACCGCACGUGAGGUGUGGGGGGCUCUCAGAGGGUUGGAAACGUUUAGCCAGUUAGUGUACACAAGCAACAACGUGUAUCGAGUAAAUGAUACGAGAAUCCGAGAUUGGCCGCGAUUCAACUACCGCGGCUUGCUGGUGGACACAGCGAGGCAUUACAUCCGGGUGCCUGUGAUCUUAACGGUUCUGGAAGCCAUGUCUUACAACAAGCUGAACGUCUUCCACUGGCAUAUAGUGGAUGACCAAUCUUUUCCCUACGUCAGCAAGAAGUUCCCGGAGCUCUCCAAUAAGGGUGCGUACAGUCCCCACCAUGUGUACACGCAAGCCGAUGUUGCCAAAGUCAUUGAGUUCGCCAGAUUACGGGGUAUUCGGGUGAUUCCGGAAUUUGACACGCCGGGUCACACACAGUCCUGGGGGAAGGCAUAUCCGGAGUUACUCACGCCGUGUUGGGUUGACAAUCAACCCUUUCGUGACUUGUACGGGCUCGAAGGUCACGCAAGGUCAGAAAACAUGGACCCCACCAAAAAUCAAACCUUCGAGUUCAUGAGGGAUUUCUUCAGCGAAAUCAUCGAAGUGUUUAAGGAUGAGUAUAUUGACCUGGGGAUGGAUGAGGCACACUAUUACUGCUGGCAAUCCAGUCCGAACAUCUCCCAGUUUAUGGCAGAUAGAGGUUAUGAGCCUGACGAAUAUUACAAACUGGAGGAGUACUACGACACCAAGGUCAUCAAUAUCGUCCGUUCUCUUGGUGCUAAGGUGUUCAUUUACCAAGAUCCCAUUGAACACGGAGCUAAGGUUGACAAAAACACAAUCGUGAGGGUGUGGAAAGGCAAGGGCCAGUGGCAAGACUACGCAUACACAAUCACCGAUCUGGGCUAUAACGUCACUAUCACAUCUUGCUACUAUCUGAAUUACAUCAGUUACGGGGAAGAUUGGCGGAAAUACUACCUGUGUGAUCCUCAGCAAUUUAAUGGCACACAAAAACAGAAAGACCGUAUUCUCGGGGGAGAAGCCAGUAUUUGGACAGAAUAUGUGGACGAAACGAACCUUCUUAGUCGUCUCUGGCCUCGUGGCUCGGCUGUUGCGGAAAGGCUGUGGAGUGACGCGGACGUCAACGACACUGAUAGUGCUGCAUUCCGAUUGGACGAACAUAGAUGUAGAAUGAGAAGACGAGGAAUCCCUGCCCAGCCUGUACUUCCAGGUAAUUGUGGUGACCUUGACCUUAAACCCGUGGCGGACGUUAUCAUGACAACCCCGUGCAAGACUUCAUCAGCAAAGACAUCAACAACUUCCGUCUGUGUAUGGCUAAUUGGAUUUUUAAUGUAUGCUGUCUUCUAGCAAAGACUGUCAGUAUAUUUAUGAGUUUUUUAAUCUAAUAUUUUUGAGGAGCAAUACUAUGUAACACAUAUCGCCAUACCUAAUAAUUCCCAUUUGAUCAACCGUCAACCGUCAACCGUCAACCGUCUGGAUGUGUUGGAUUGAUCUGAAUAUUGUCCCAUAGCAGAAAAUAAACGUCAAAAUAUGUAAAACUUUUCCUUUGCUGGUAACCGAUAUAUUUUAAGACAGGGAGGGUGGAGGAUGGACAGCGGUCUAGGUCAGUUGGAGAAACCAUUUGAGCUUCCCAAAACUUACAAAAUACGAACAUGGUGAGGUGUA
This is a messenger RNA of Liolophura sinensis, 2200 nucleotides long. Its product is annotated as beta-hexosaminidase subunit beta-like. Lineage: Eukaryota; Metazoa; Mollusca; Polyplacophora; Chitonida; Chitonidae. Gene Ontology annotation, biological process: ganglioside catabolic process; glycosaminoglycan metabolic process; carbohydrate metabolic process. The transcript has 13 exons. Bases 134 to 1882 code for a protein of 582 amino acids. Gene Ontology annotation, molecular function: beta-N-acetylhexosaminidase activity. Gene Ontology annotation, cellular component: membrane; lysosome. The record is from RefSeq and is a predicted model, not a curated record.